This is a messenger RNA of Rhipicephalus microplus (southern cattle tick), 644 nucleotides long. RefSeq lists its product as uncharacterized. Gene Ontology annotation, cellular component: caveola. The record is from RefSeq and is a predicted model, not a curated record. Lineage: Eukaryota; Metazoa; Arthropoda; Arachnida; Ixodida; Ixodidae. Gene Ontology annotation, molecular function: molecular adaptor activity. Gene Ontology annotation, biological process: caveola assembly.
AUGUACGGCCCGACGCCGGCCGGGGCGUUGACGUUUCCCGAGGCCGCGUUCUGGCAAUCGUUCGAGGCCAAGCUGGUGUUCGAAGACGUACUGGCCGAGCCCGACGCGAGCCACGGCUUCGAUGGUGCCUGGAAGCUCACCUACCUGGUGUUCUCCACCACGCGCCUGUGGUGCUACCGCCUUCUGGCGGCCCUGCUGGCGCUGCCCUGCGGCCUCACCUGGGGACUCCUCUUCUCCCUGCUCUCGCUCGUGCACGUGUGGCUGCUGACGCCCGCGUUGCGCGUACUCGAUGUCUUCCUGCACGUCGUGCACAGGGUGUGGGGCGGCCUUGUGCGGACCCUGCUGGACCCGGUGUUCCAGUCGAUCGGCAAGGUGGCCGGAGACGUGCGCGUCACCCGAACGCAGGUCUACCCCAAGAACGACUUCGCCCACGACCCGUGAGGCGGCGCCACGGGCGCUUUUCCGUGGCUCCCGUCGUCCGUCCUCCGCGGUCGAGCCAGCGGAUCAAUCGAGGCGUUGUUGCCGGACCCAACUUUUUUUUUUUUUUAGCCGGGGCCAAGCGGCGGAAGAGACGCGGUCGGAGAUGAAGAAGAAUGGCGUGGCGGACCCACUCACCCCCUCGUCGACCCCCUUUUUUUUGGCAA